AUGAACCACGCGGAAAUCACUGUCCAACCCUCCCCGGCCAUGCCCUCGGAGCUUGCGCUUCGGGGCAGCUCGGCGCUCAUAGAAGCAUUCGAGGGUAUUGCCUAUGGAUCGAUUGCAGGCAUUGUCGGCAAAUACAUCGAGUACCCUUUCGACACGAUUAAAGUACGAUUGCAAAGCCAACCCGACCAUCUUCCUCUUCGAUACACCGGCCCUCUCGACUGCUUUAAACAAUCAUUCAAGGCAGAUGGAUUCCUGGGCCUCUACCGAGGCAUCAGUGCUCCGCUAGUCGGAGCCGCCGCCGAGACGAGCAGCCUCUUCCUCUUUGAAAAGGUUGGACGCGAGGCGCUCUUCGCCUCCGGUCUUGCUUCACGAGAGAAGGGUUUGUCUGUUCCAGCUCUAUGGGUUACUGGUGCAUUCUCUGGUGUCUGUGCCUCGUUUGUCCUGACCCCGAUUGAGCUCGUCAAGUGCAAGGUCCAAGUGCCUCAGCAUGUGGAGGGUGGAGCAGCGCCAGCCAUGCGACCACUCGCCGUUGUGCGCGAUGUGUUUCGUCAUGAAGGGUUGAGGGGAUUCUGGCAUGGCCAGAUGGGCACGCUGAUCAGAGAAGGUGGAGGAAGCGCCGCCUGGUUUGGUGCCAAGGAAACUGUCACUUCAUUGUUCUACGGCGCGAAGACGAGGGCGGCCAAGUCUCGAGCUGAGGUGGAGAGAAUCAUGUCCCAACCGUUGCCCCUUUGGCAGCAAGCUGUCGCUGGUGCUUCUGCUGGCGUUUCCUACAACUUUCUCUUCUUCCCUGCCGACACUAUCAAGUCUCGCAUGCAGACUGUGGCUGUGGGUACGCUCGCAGAGAAGCGUACGUUCUGGAAUGAGGGUGUUGCGGUUUGGCAACAAUAUGGGUUGCGUGGCCUGUAUCGUGGAUGCGGCAUUACCUGCCUACGUUCAGCGCCUAGCUCAGCCUUCAUCUUCAUGGUUUACGAUGGCUUGAAGAGACACUUCCCCUUGCAAUAG
Messenger RNA from Pochonia chlamydosporia 170, 1002 nucleotides. Its product is annotated as amino acid transporter arg-13. The transcript has 2 exons. Gene Ontology annotation, molecular function: L-ornithine transmembrane transporter activity. Gene Ontology annotation, biological process: mitochondrial L-ornithine transmembrane transport. The record is from RefSeq and is a predicted model, not a curated record. NCBI's taxonomy places the organism in Eukaryota, Fungi, Ascomycota, Sordariomycetes, Hypocreales, Clavicipitaceae. Bases 1 to 1002 code for a protein of 333 amino acids.